GCGGGGACCGGGCGGGCCGGGCGCUGGGAGCUGGCUGUCCCAGGAGCAGAGCAGUCUCCCUGUCCAGAUCACCAGGAUCCCUGCUUGCUGGAGAAUGACCCAGAUGUCCCAGGUGCAGGAGCUCUUCCAUGAGGCAGCCCAGCAGGAUGCCCUGGCCCAGCCCCAGCCCUGGUGGAAGACCCAGCUGUUCAUGUGGGAGCCUGUGCUGUUUGGGACCUGGGAUGGUGUGUUCACAUCCUGCAUGAUCAACAUCUUUGGGGUUGUGCUCUUCCUGAGGACUGGCUGGCUGGUGGGAAACACAGGAGUGCUCCUGGGCAUGUUCCUGGUGUCCUUCGUCAUCCUGGUGGCCCUCGUCACGGUGCUGUCUGGCAUUGGCGUCGGGGAGCGCAGCAGCAUCGGCAGCGGUGGCGUCUACUCCAUGAUCUCCUCGGUCCUGGGUGGGCAGACGGGAGGCACCAUCGGGCUGCUCUAUGUGUUUGGACAGUGUGUUGCAGGUGCCAUGUAUAUCACCGGCUUUGCUGAAUCCAUCUCGGAUUUGCUGGGCCUCGGGAAUAUCUGGGCUGUGCGAGGAAUUUCAGUUGCGGUGCUUCUGGCCUUGCUGGGCAUUAACCUCGCAGGUGUCAAAUGGAUAAUCCGCCUCCAGCUGCUGUUGCUGUUCCUGCUGGCCGUGUCCACACUGGACUUUGUGGUGGGUUCUUUCACCCACCUGGACCCAGAACAUGGUUUCAUUGGAUAUUCACCCGAACUGCUACAGAACAACACGCUGCCCGAUUACAGCCCGGGGGAAUCUUUUUUCACUGUCUUUGGGGUUUUCUUCCCAGCGGCUACAGGAGUCAUGGCCGGCUUCAACAUGGGGGGCGACCUCAGGGAGCCUGCCGCCAGCAUUCCCCUGGGCUCCCUGGCAGCUGUUGGCAUCUCGUGGUUUCUGUACAUCAUCUUCGUCUUCCUCCUGGGCGCCAUCUGCACUCGAGAGGCCCUUCGCUAUGACUUCCUGAUAGCGGAAAAGGUAUCCCUCAUGGGCUUCCUGUUCCUUUUGGGCUUAUACAUCUCGUCCCUGGCUUCCUGCAUGGGAGGACUUUAUGGAGCUCCCCGCAUCCUGCAGUGCAUUGCCCAGGAGAAAGUGAUCCCUGCACUUGCCUGUCUGGGACAAGGGAAGGGGCCAAACAAAACACCCGUGGCUGCCAUCUGCCUGACCAGCUUGGUGACCAUGGCCUUUGUUUUUGUGGGUCAAGUGAACGUUCUGGCCCCCAUCGUCACCAUCAACUUCAUGCUGACAUACGUUGCAGUGGACUACUCUUACUUCUCCCUGUCCAUGUGUUCCUGCAGCCUGACCCCGGUGCCUGAGCCGGUGCUCAGGGAGGGCGCAGAAGGCCUCCACUGCUCUGAGCACCUGCUCUUAGAGAAAGCUCCCAGUUACGGCUCUGAGGGACCUGCCCAAAGAGUCUUGGAGGGCACGCUACUGGAAUUCACCAAGGACAUGGAUCAGCUCCUCCAGCUAACCAGGAAGCUUGAGAGUAGCCAGCCCAGGCAAGGAGAGGGUAACAGGACCCCAGAAAGUCAGAAGAGGAAAAGCAAGAAGGCCACCAAGCAGACCCUACAAGAUAGCUUCCUCUUGGACCUCAAAUCCCCUCCUUCUUUCCCUGUCGAGAUCUCUGACAGGUUGCCCGCUGCCUCCUGGGAGGGGCAGGAGUCCUGCUGGAACAAGCAGACUUCCAAGAGCGAAGGGACUCAGCCUGAGGGAACAUAUGGAGAGCAACUUGUUCCUGAGCUGUGCAACCAAUCAGAGUCCAGUGGAGAAGAUUUCUUCCUGAAGUCCAGGCUCCAAGAACAAGAUGUCUGGAGAAGAUCCACUUCUUUCUAUACCCACAUGUGCAACCCCUGGGUCUCCCUGUUGGGGGCUGUUGGGUCCCUUCUCAUCAUGUUUGUGAUACAGUGGGUGUAUACCCUGGUUAACAUGGGUGUUGCUGCCAUCGUGUAUUUCUACAUUGGCCGGGCCAGUCCAGGGCUUCACCUUGGAUCAGCCUCCAACUUCAGCUUUUUCCGGUGGAUGAGGUCUCUCUUGCUCCCCUCCUGCAGGAGCUUGCGGUCCCCUCAGGAGCAGAUCAUCUUGGCGCCGUCCCUGGCUAAGGUUGACAUGGAGAUGACUCAGCUCACCCAGGAGAAUGCAGACUUCGCCACUCGGGAUCGCUACCACCACUCCUCCCUCGUGAACCGGGAGCAGCUGAUGCCUCACUACUAGAUGCAGUGCUGGGACCUUCCUCUUUUGGAGCUGUCCCAUGUACAGUGGACCCAAGCUCAGGACCUUCGUGGAGCUGCUUCUCCAACCUGAGAAACUCAAGACCCAUCCUCCCGCUGUCACUUUGGACAAUGGAAAUCUACAUUUUCUUUUCCCUUUUUUUUUUUUUUUGAGACAGAGUCUCGCCCUGUCACCCAGGCUGGAGUCCAGUGGCACAAUCUUGGCUCACUGCAACCUCUGCUUCCCGAGUUCAAGCAAUUCUCCUGCCUCAGCCUCCUGAGUAGCUGGGAUUAUAGGCAUGCACCACCACACCCAGCUAUUUUUUGUAUUUUUACUGGAGACAGGGUUUCACCAUGUUGGCCAGGCUGGUCUCGAACUCCUGACCUCGUGAUCCACCCGUCUCAGCCUCCCAAAGUACUGGGAUUACAGGCGUGAGCCACCAUGCCUGGCCAGAAAUCUAUGUUUUCUUAGAACAUGUGGAAGAAGGAAAAAGACAAAAAAGGAAAUCUGGAUUCUGAGGACCACGUCUCACCCAGGGUGACAUCAGGAAUGGUGCUAGCCUCUGCAACACGACACCCAGUCUGAAGAGCUCUAUACAGGUACUAAGACUAGCAGGGGACACCAAGACUCUGCACAACCAGAUUGCUUGUGCAGAGGGCCACAAUAAGUGUAUGUUUUAUAUUUUAUUGUAUUAUUUAUUCAAAAAUAAAUAAUACACUCACAUGUUUCCACACCCAAAAGAUAUAUAGAGUGAAAAGUCUCCCUCCAAUCCUUAUUCUCCACCUGCUCAGUUCCUGUCUACCCUGGCCUAGAGGUAACCACUAUUCUCAUCCGUACAUCCAGCAUUUCUUUAUGGAUAUACAAGCAAAUGGGAAUGUAGAGUCUCACAUUCUCUCUUUAUACACAAAAGUUAGCACGUUAUACACAUGUUCUGCACCUUGCUUUUUUCCCUUAACAAUCUAUCUUGGAGACAUUUCAUAUCAAUUCAUAUGCCAUUUGUUCAUUUUUUUCAUUGUAUAAAUGUGUUAUAAUUUAUUUCGCCAGUUCCACAAUGAUGAGCAUUUGGAUUCUUUCCAAUCUUUUGCAAUGACAAUCAGCUCUGCAGUGAAUAAUCUUGUACAAAUGUGCAAGCAUAAAGUGUAUCUCUAGGAUAAAUUCCCAAAAGUGGAAUUGCAGGAUCAAAAGGUACAUGCAUUUGUAAACUAUUAUUGUUUAGUGAGGGUCUUUUUAAUUAAAGAAUUAACAUGAA
Molecule: messenger RNA, 3485 nt
Organism: Homo sapiens (human)
Lineage: Eukaryota; Metazoa; Chordata; Mammalia; Primates; Hominidae
Gene: SLC12A8
Product: solute carrier family 12 member 8
Exons: 14
Coding region: 95-2239 (714 amino acids)
Biological process (GO): chloride transmembrane transport; transmembrane transport; monoatomic ion transport
Cellular component (GO): membrane
Molecular function (GO): chloride:monoatomic cation symporter activity
Source: RefSeq, marked reviewed